AUGGUUGCUUCGGUAUGGUUCUUCUUAUGGCUGGCCUCCCUCGGUGCCCUCCAAGUUUUCGCUCUCAGCAUACGCCUCCUCGCCAAUCUCGUGCUCUUCCUGCGCCGGCCCAAGGAUCUCCGUCGCACAUACGGAGCCUGGGCUGUCGUCACCGGGCCAACAUCAGGCAUCGGACGUGCCAUGUCCCUGGAGCUCGCACGGUCUGGCCUCAAUCUUGUCCUCGUCGGUCGUAACCCCGCCAGACUCCGCGACAUCUCCGAAACGAUCUCUAGGACAUACGCAAUGCAGACCAAGACCGUGUUGUUCGAUUUCUCCCUCGCAUCCACUGCGCAAGGCGACGAGGCGAUGAGUCGCCUCCGGGAGGCCAUCGCGGGACUGAAUGUAGGGAUGCUGGUGAACAACGCCGGGGUGGCGAAGCCGGGCGCGGUGUACCUCCACGAGGUGGACGUGGAAGCGUGGGUGAGGAUGAUACGCGUGAACGUACUGGCGCUAACGGAGGUGACAGCGGAGGUGCUGCCAGGGAUGGUGCGCCGGGGCAGGGGUGCAGUCGUGAACAUCGGCUCGGGCUCAGGAUCAGUCCUUCCCUCCCACCCUCUUUACUCUGUCUACGUCGCCACUAAACGGUACAUUGCAGAGUUCUCCAGGAGCCUCUCCGUGGAGUACCAGAGCGCAGGCAUCGAUGUGCAAUGUCAGAUCCCAUUCGUGGUGGAGACGAACAUGGUGUCGAGUGCCGUGAAGAACAGCUUCUUUGUUCGGCCGUGGGUGCUUAGCCCGGACACCUACGCACGAGCGGCAGUGCGCUGGAUCGGGCACGGGACGCUGUGCAUCCCCAACUUCGCGCACCGCCUCCAGUGGUGGUUCACCUGUCUCUUCCCGGACUCCUUCAAAGACAUGAACCUCCUGAAGCGGAAUUUGCAGCACAGAGCCAUCUUUAGGAGGAUCAAGCCGUUGAGGGAAACGCGGGCGAACUCACGGGAGUGA
Molecule: messenger RNA, 981 nt
Organism: Triticum turgidum subsp. durum (durum wheat)
Lineage: Eukaryota; Viridiplantae; Streptophyta; Magnoliopsida; Poales; Poaceae
Source: the annotation of a GenBank genome assembly